Messenger RNA from Oreochromis aureus, 2113 nucleotides. RefSeq names its product solute carrier family 1 member 2a (gene slc1a2a). The transcript is spliced from 11 exons. Lineage: Eukaryota; Metazoa; Chordata; Actinopteri; Cichliformes; Cichlidae. Gene Ontology annotation, cellular component: plasma membrane. The record is from RefSeq and is a predicted model, not a curated record. Bases 124 to 1740 code for a protein of 538 amino acids. Gene Ontology annotation, biological process: L-glutamate transmembrane transport. Gene Ontology annotation, molecular function: L-glutamate transmembrane transporter activity; neutral L-amino acid transmembrane transporter activity; glutamate:sodium symporter activity.
GGAUUUACCAAUGCAUGAGCCAUGAUUUUGUUAAUUUUUUCACUGAAGUCAGUAGUUGUGUAGUACCUCUCUACAAGUACAAUUCCAACUUCAAGCAGCAUACAAACCAACUGUGCCAACAAAAUGCAGAAGCAAGUUGAGGUCAGGAUGGAUGAGAGCCACCUGGGACCAGGGGUAGACCCACCUGAGAAUCCAUGUGGAACCCUCUGUGAUAAGAUUAUGAAGAACAUGGUUCUCACUCUCACCAUCCUUGGUGUGUUUCUGGGUUCCAUCGCCGGAAUGCUUCUGCGGCACAUAUCACCUCUCCCUCCUGAUGUUAUAAUGAUCAUUGCUUUCCCUGGAGAGAUCCUAAUGAGGAUGCUGAAGAUGCUUAUUUUGCCUCUUGUUGUUUCCAGUCUGGUCACAGGACUAGCUGGUUUGGAUGCCAAAUCCAGUGGGCGACUAGGCACCAGGGCCAUGGUGUACUAUAUGUCGACAACGGUGAUUGCGGCUGUCCUAGGAGUGGUCCUGGUGCUGGCCAUCCAUCCUGGGAACCCCAAGCUUAGGGCCAAUCUUGGACAGGGAAAGAAGAACGACGAGGUGUCCAGUGUGGAUGCUUUCUUUGAUCUCAUCCGAAAUCUUUUCCCAGAGAACUUAGUGCAGGCCUGUUUCCAGCAGAUCCAGACAGUAACCACCAAAGUACCAGUACCCACUAACAGGACCAGAGCACCUCCGCAGUUCACAGUCAAAAGGUCCCUUCAGUUCAAGAGUGGGAUGAAUGUCCUGGGUUUAAUUGGAUUCUUUGUUGCUUUUGGAGUUAUUAUGGGGAAAAUGGGCGAAAAGGCCAAGCUAAUGUUGGAGUUUUUCAACGUACUCAAUGAGAUUGUUAUGAAGCUCGUUGGUGCAAUUAUGUGGUAUUCUCCUGUUGGUAUUGCUUGCCUCAUCUGUGGAAAAAUCAUCUCUAUUGCUGACUUGGAGGUGGUUGCAAGACAACUGGGAAUGUACAUGGUUACUGUGAUAGUGGGCCUUAUCAUCCAUGGAGGAAUUUUUCUUCCACUGAUAUAUUUUAUAAUAGUAAAAGAAGACCCUUUCAAGUUCUUCAUGGGAAUAUUCCAGGCUUGGGUCACGGCACUCGGAACAGCGUCCAGUGCUGGUACCUUGCCUGUCACGUUCAGAUGCUUAGAGGAAAACCUGGGCAUCGACAAGAGAGUGACACGCUUUGUCCUCCCAGUGGGAGCUACUAUCAAUAUGGAUGGCACAGCACUUUAUGAGGCUGUUGCUGCCAUCUUCAUCGCUCAGAUGAAUGGCAUCAGCCUCGACUGGGGCCAGAUUGUUACCGUAAGCAUGACAGCUACCUUGGCCAGUGUUGGAGCAGCUAGUAUCCCGAGUGCUGGACUUGUGACCAUGCUUCUGAUCCUAACAGCAGUAGGGCUGCCCACUCAGGACAUCAGCCUCCUGGUUGCUGUCGACUGGCUUCUGGAUCGUUUCCGUACCUCUGUUAAUGUGGUUGGGGACUCCUAUGGAGCAGGCAUCGUGUACCACCUUUCCAAAGACGAGCUUGACACCUUUGACGCCCAGCAGGUCCGGAUGGAUGACUUUGAGAUGGCAAAGACACAAUCGUUCUUUGAAAAUAACACCAACCAGAAUGUGUACGCUCACCACAACUCAGUGUUGAUAGACGACUGCAAGGUCACCAUGGGCAAAAAUGGCAACACUGCAGAGUUCUCUCUUGUUGAGGAAGACCCAUGGAAAUGCGGGUAAAGCAGAUUCAGAUGCCACUGCACCUUACACGAGUAUUACAUUUACUUUCUGCUGACACAACAGCAAAAAUACAAGCAACGACAAAAAGCAAUCAUAUUAAGAAGAAGACAUAAAAGGAAGAAAGCAUUAAGGGGAGCUUAACAGGAGUCGGCCAGAUUUUGAAAAUUCCUUUAUCCAUCUGGGUGACUGAAUGGACCAAAUCUUCACCCUAGAUUAGAUCUUGUGUUUGUAUAACUUCUACACAAACUGUAAUAAACUUCCAUGCACUUGUACAGACAACAUUCAGUUGACAACACUCAGGGCCUUACUUGGUGCUGCUGCAAGCUACCUGUCCUGUCAACGCAAACAAAUUCUUCUACUCUGUGCAACAUGU